This is a messenger RNA of Chinchilla lanigera (long-tailed chinchilla), 9693 nucleotides long. RefSeq names its product SET binding protein 1 (gene Setbp1). Gene Ontology annotation, molecular function: DNA binding. Lineage: Eukaryota; Metazoa; Chordata; Mammalia; Rodentia; Chinchillidae. Bases 268 to 4968 code for a protein of 1566 amino acids. The record is from RefSeq and is a predicted model, not a curated record. The transcript is spliced from 7 exons.
GAUGCUCAUCGCCAUGGAGUUGCCGCAGCAGCACCUUUGGGGGCUCGGGCGAGCGAGCGGAGCCGGGAUCUGAGCGGAGCGGAGCCGCCGGGACAAGGUUGCAGAUUGGAUCUCUUCUGAACACCUCACCGUGUCUCCAUCCCUGGGACUGUGAACCCAGCAGCUGGACUACUUUGUUCUUGGAAUUUUGGGUGUCCUUUCCUCUUGCUUUCCUUUUGUCCUUCUCCCUUCUCCCUCCUGAGAACUCCUGAAGACUGUGGGAUUGUCAUGGAGUCCAGGGAAAUCUUGAGCAGCUCCCGGCAAAGAGGGGGUGAGUCGGAAUUCCUGCCGGUCUCCUCAGCGAAGCCCCCAGCUGCUCCUGGCUGUACAGGAGAACCUUUGCUGUCCAGUCCAGGACCCGGGAAGAGCAUCCCAGUGGGCGGAGAACGCAUGGAGCCAGAGGAGGAGGAUGAACUGGGCUCAGGGCGGGAUGUGGAUUCCAACUCCAAUGCAGACAGUGAGAAGUGGGUGGCAGGAGAUGGCUUGGAAGAGCAGGAGUUUUCUAUCAAGGAGGCGAACUUCACUGAGGGAAGUCUGAAGCUGAAGAUUCAGACCACAAAGAGGGCAAAGAAACCCCCAAAGAAUCUGGAGAACUACAUCUGCCCACCUGAGAUCAAGAUCACCAUCAAACAGUCUGGGGACCAGAAGGUGUCCCGUGCUGGGAAAAAUAGCAAAGCUACGAAGGAGGAAGAAAGAAGCCACUCCAAAAAGAAGCUCCUCACAGCCAGUGACCUUGCAGCCAGCGACCUCAAAGGAUUUCAGCCACAGGCUUAUGAGAGGCCCCAGAAACACCCAACUCUCCAUUAUGAUCCAGGCCUCCCACAGGACUUCACCAGUGACACCUUAAAACCAAAGCACCAGCAAAAAAGCAGCAGCCAGAACCACAUGGACUGGUCCACCAGCUCUGACAGUGGACCCUCCACUCAGAAUUGCUUCAGCAGUCCAGAGUCUGGCCAAGAAACUGCAAGCACCAGCAAGAUCCCAGCUCUUGAGCCCAUGGCUUCCUUUGCAAAGGCCCAGGGUAAGAAAGGCAGUGCAGGGAGCACAUGGAGCCAGUUGUCUAACAACAGUAAAGAUCUGCUUUUGGGAGCUGUGGUUCCAUCCCCAAGCAACCGCAGCUCCCCAGCCCCUCCUAGCAGCUCUUGUGAGUGCAGUGGUCUCCAAACCUUGGUAGAUCAAGAAGGAGGAGGUACAAAGGAACCCCCAGAACCACCUACUACUACAGGCAGCAAGAAAAAGUCGAGUAAGAAGGAUGUGAUAAGUCAAACCGUACCAAACCCAGACCUGGACUGGGUCAAGAGUGCCCAGAAAGCAUUUGAAAACACAGAAGGGAAAAGAGAGGGUUACUCUGCAGAUAAUGCCCAGGAGGCAUCGCCAGCCAAGCAGAAUGUGAGUUCUGUCAGUAAUCUUGAAACUGACUCUAGUCAUGUCAGGAUUACUAUCCCCAUCAAGGCACCCUCUCUAGAUCCAGCCAGCCAUAAGAGGAAAAAGAGACAGUCCAUUAAAGCAGUGGUGGAAAAGAUCAUCCCAGAGAAAGCACUGGCUUCUGGAAUCUCCAUGAGCAGUGAAGUCGUUAACAGGAUACUUUCCAACUCAGAGGGAAGUAAGAAAGACUCCCGUGUCCCUAAGUUGAGCAAAAUGAUAGAGAAUGAGUCCCCCUCAGUUAGCCUUGAAACUGGUGGAAAUGCAGAGAAAAUCAUCCCAGGAGGAAUGUCCAAGCAGCGGAAACCACCCAUGGUCAUGACGUCUGCCACGUGCACAGACCACUCCCCAUCAAGAAAGCUACCCGAAAUCCAGCAUCCAAAAUUUGCUGCAAAACGGAGGUGGACCUGCAGCAAACCAAAACCCACAAGUAUGCUUCGAGAGGCAGUCAUGGCCACCUCUGACAAACUGAUGGUGGAGCCCCCGUCUGCUUACCCUAUCACCCCAUCCAGCCCUCUGUACACCAACACCGACAGUCUUACUGUGAUCACACCAGUCAAAAAGAAGCGGGGGCGACCAAAGAAGCAGCCUUUGCUCACAGUGGAGACAAUUCACGAGGGUACUUCUACCAGCCCAGUCAGUCCCAUCAGCCGAGAGUUCCCUGGCACCAAGAAAAGAAAGAGGCGACGCAACUUAGCUAAGUUGGCCCAGUUGGUGCCAGGAGAAGACAAACCCAUGAGUGAGAUGAAAUUUCAUAAAAAGGUUGGAAAGCUUGGUGUGUUGGAUAAGAAGACCAUCAAAACUAUCAAUAAGAUGAAGACACUCAAGAGAAAAAACAUCUUGAACCAGAUCUUGUCCUGCUCCAGCAACAUUGCCCUGAAAGCCAAAGCUCCCCCAGAGACCAGCCCUGGGGCAGCUGCAAUUGAAAGCAAACUGGGCAAGCAGAUUAAUGUGAGCAAGAGGGGGACCAUCUACAUUGGCAAGAAGAGGGGCAGGAAGCCAAGAACAGAGCUGCCACCCCCAUCUGAAGAACCCAAAACAGCCAUCAAGCACCCCAGGCCUGUCUCUAGCCAGCCGGAUGUUCCAGCCGUGCCUUCCAACUUCCAGUCACUUGUGGCGUCCUCACCAGCAGCUAUGCACCCACUCUCCACACAGUUGGGUGGGUCCACUGGCAACCUGAGCCCUGCCAGCACUGAAACCAGUUUUUCAGAGUUGAAAACUAUGCCAAACCUCCAGCCCAUCAGUGCUCUUCCAACCAAAACCCAGAAGGGAAUUCACAGCGGAACCUGGAAACUGUCUCCACCCAGGCUAAUGGCCAACUCCCCUUCACACCUGUGUGAGAUAGGCUCACUAAAGGAAAUCACAUUGUCCCCUGUGAGUGAGUCCCACAGUGAGGAGACCAUCCCAAGCGACAGUGGCAUCGGGACAGACAACAACAGCACGUCUGACCAAGCAGAGAAGAGUUCAGAAUCCCGACGGAGGUACUCUUUUGAUUUCUGCUCCUUGGACAACCCUGAGGCCAUUCCAUCUGACACCAGCACAAAGAACCGGCAUGGCCACCGGCAGAAGCAUCUCAUUGUGGACACCUUCCUGGCUCACGAAAGCCUCAAGAAGCCAAAGCACAAGAGGAAAAGGAAAAGCCUGCAAAACCGUGAUGAUCUCCAGUUUCUGGCUGAGCUGGAAGAACUCAUCACCAAAUUCCAAGUAUUCAGGAUCUCCCACCGGAGUUACACCUUUUACCAUGAGAAUCCAUAUCCCAGCAUUUUCCGGAUUAAUUUUGAUCACUAUUACCCGGUGCCAUAUAUCCAGUAUGACCCGUUGCUCUAUCUUCGUAGGACUUCAGACUUGAAGUCAAAGAAGAAGCGUGGUAGGCCUGCAAAAACCAAUGACACCAUGACAAAGGUGCCUUUUUUACAAGGGUUCAGCUACCCUAUUCCCAGUGGAAGUUACUAUGCAGCCUAUGGAAUGCCUUACACAUCAAUGCCUAUGAUGAACCUGGGUUACUACGGUCAGUACCCCGCUCCUCUGUAUCUAUCGCACACGCUCGGAGCAGCUUCCCCGUUCAUGAGGCCAACGGUGCCACCACCUCAGUUCCACACAAGCUCCCACGUGAAGAUGUCUGGGGCAACGAAGCAUAAAGCAAAGCAUGGUGUACACCUGCAGGGACCAGUUGGCAUGGGCCUCAGUGACAUACAGCCUUCACUGAACCCUCCUAAGGUGGGCAGUGCCGCUCUUUCCGGCGGUCGGCUCCACAAGAGGAAACACAAACAUAAGCAUAAGCACAAGGAAGACCGGAUCCUGGGGACCCAUGACAACCUGAGCGGUCUCUUUGCAAGCAAAGCCACAGGCUUCUCCAGCCACCUGCUGAGCGAGCGGUUGAGUGGUGCAGACAAAGAGCUCCCACUGGUGAGUGAGAAGACCAAGCAUAAGGAGAAACAAAAGCACCAGCACAGUGAAGCUGGCCACAAGGCCUCCAAGAACAACUUUGAGGUGGACACCUUGUCUACACUGUCACUUUCAGAUGCCCAGCACUGGACGCAGGCCAAGGAUAAAGGUGACUUGAGUAGUGAACCUGCGGACUCAUGCCCUAAAAGGUACUCUGGCAGUGGCGGAGACAGUGGCAGCACAAGAUCUGAGAGCUUGGACAUGUUCAGUGAAAUGAACCCUUCCAGUGACAAGUGGGACAGUGACAUGAGUGGGAGUAAAAGGAGAAGCUUUGAAGGCUUUGGGACAUACAGGGAAAAGGACAUCCAAGCCUUCAAGAUGAACCGCAAGGAGAGAAGUUCCUAUGACUCUUCUAUAUCUCCAGGGAUGCCAAGUCCCCACUUGAAAGUGGACCAGACAGCAGCACAUAGUAAGAACGAGGGUCCAGUGUCCACCAUGAUGACCAGGAAGAAGCCAGCUGCAGUUGACAGUGUUGCAAUUCCACCAACCCCAGUGUUAUCUCUCCUCGCUGCUUCCACGGCAACAGCAGAUGCAGCCAGCUCCUCCCUCAAGAAGCGAUUCAAGCGGCGGGAGAUCGAAGCCAUCCAGUGCGAAGUGCGGAAGAUGUGCAACUACACCAAGAUCCUGUCCACCAAGAAGAACCUGGACCACGUGAACAAGAUCCUCAAGGCCAAGCGGCUGCAGAGACAAUCAAAGACAGGCAACAACUUCGUCAAGAAGAGGCGAGGGCGUCCCCGCAAGCAGCCCACCCAGUUCGACGAGGACUCCAGAGACCAGAUGCCCGUGCUGGAGAAAUGCGUCGACCUGCCCACCAAGCGGGGCCAGAAACCCAGCCUGAGCCCGCUGGUGCUGGAGCCCGCCGCCGGCCAGGACGCCGUCAUGGCCACCAUCGAGGCGGUCAUCCACAUGGCCCGAGAGGCGCCGCCGCUGCGGAAGCUCGCGGCGCCACCCGCAGGGCAGCCCGCGCAGCCGGCCCCGCAGCAGCCCCUUCCCGCGGAGGAGGAGGUGAAGGCCAAAAGGCCGAGGAAAUCCCGAGGGAGCGAGAGCGAUGUCCUCCCCUAAGGUGGGUCUGGGCGUCUGCACCUGGCGCUGGGGACUGAGGCUUGCAGGUGCAGAGAGCCGGGGUGGGGGUGGCUCCCCACUGCGGGGGACACCGACGCCCUUCUCUCCAGAAGCUGGGCGGGCAGAAUCGGGCCAGAUGACAGGGUUGAGCCUUCGGAGCUCUUGGGAUAGCAGAGCAGGGGAACACCUUCCAAAGAAGCUCGCCUGCGCUGCGCAGCAGGUCCCAGCCCGCGGCACCUCUGUGUGGCUGUCGCCCUCGAGGGCGGCGGAAGAACCGACGGGGGAGGCUGGUGCCGCCUGACCUUCCUCACCCACCGUGCUCCCUGCUUCCGCGCGCGUUUGCGGGCCAGGAAAAUCGGAAGCGAAGCGCCCUCAAUUAGGAAACAUUCCACGGGGAGAAAAGCUGCAAAUGUGUCAGCUGGCUUUGUUAUAACCCACUUCCACUUAAUUGGUUUUUAUUUCUUUUGGUUUGUGAGUUCUUCUAGGCUUGGGGGGUGGAGGGGCUCCCAUAUCAUUGCAGGUGAUCUGAAUCUUUCCGUUAACAAUACAGUUUUCCCAGAUGGAAUCGUGUGAACAGAAGGUAAUAUUCUAGUGAUAGGCGACCUUAAACCUGCAUUCAUAAUCUUCUGUAUGCCUCUGUCCCGCCUACACUGGUUUUUAGCAUCGGCUGUUCCUGCUUUUCCUUUGCUCAUUGUACUUCCAUGUUCUGUACCUUCCCCUUAACUUGCUUUUUCUUGGUACCCAUCCAAAUAAUUGCAAACCUUACCUGUGUAGUAAAGUCCGCCCUUGGUGCACUGUCCGGAGGAACCUGGCUUUUAAUACCGCUCAUUGUGCAAUAGGUACUCAGUACUGAUGGAGCCUUUUAAGCAAGUGACUGAGAACAGCCCAGGAUAUGGUGACCCAGGUGUCAACCAGGUUAUUUUUAUACUUAGAACAUGAGAGCAAAGAACAGACAGACUAAAAUGGUUUUAAUACCCCACAGCAAAUGGAAUAACUGACAAGCCACCAAAAAGUAGACCCCCAGACCACCAGAAAGACAAGUGUCUAGUAAUGCCUUGGUAUGUGAAUUUUUUUUUCAUACAAAGAGCUGUCAUAGGUGUUGAGAAAACGAAACAAAAAGACAGUAGAAGUUCAUUGUCUCUUGAUAAUUAUUUCUUAGAAGUAAAUGGAAGUAAGUGUUCUUAUCUGAAAAAUAAAAAAAUAAAAUGUUUAAAGGGUAUCACCACUUCAAUUGUGUCAAGCCACCUUGGACAAAGUAUCCAUAUUGUGGUUGCCUUAAUACACUAAAACAUUUUUGUACAUAAUGUAAUUAUAAAUCUAUCGGUCUGCAUGGAUGCAAACUGUGUGUGACAAAUCGUCUUUUAAAUGGUCAGUUUCAACUGUACAUUUUUCAUCCAAGUUGUACUCUAGCCAUUGGUUUAGCGUGGACAGAUAUUCCAUCUCUAUUAUCCAUUUCCGAAGCCCAAGUAAAACGUGUUAAGAAGACUCAGAAUGAAUAUGAAGUUAUAUCCCAUGGCCGUAGAUGUUUUUCAAGUCAAAUGUGGAAAUCUCAAUUUAGUAUUUUCAGUUUCCUCCCUCCUCCCCUUACCUUUCCCAAGACAUCAAAUACCUGGCAUGGUAGAUUAUAGAAAGAGAGACACUGAAAGAGAGAAUUAAAUUUUCCAAUGGGAGUAAGACUAUCUGGUUUACCUCCAAAUUAAGUUUCUUUACAGGAAGUUAGGACCAGCUGGAAAUUAUAUUAUCACUUCAGACACAAUAUUAUUUCCCUACAGGGAGAUGGAGCAUUGUUGGGGACAUAAGAGAGAAAGCGAUGGGCUAACUCUGGGACUCAAUUUUAAAGUCUCAAGUUAACAUGCUUGCAAAUAUCACUUCUCUGUUGUGGCACCCACAGUGGGUUGAAAUUAGCUACAGAGCUCUCCUGUUCUGUACAGUCACUAUAGACGUCACAUCAUUCAAAGCCCACUAGGUCAGUUGCAUUUAAUCCUAGCAAUAUGUAAAUUUAAAGGACUGUACUUUAAAGCCUAUAUCCUAGACACUCAAUCUGUGACCUGGGCUGACCUUUGCCAUUUCACACAGGUUGAACAGCAAAAUCAAACCAGCCCUUUUCAAUCUGUCAUUUCCAAGCCAUAUCCAAGUGGUUCCAAAGUCACCAGGGAGGAAGGUUUAAAUUAGUCCCUCUCACCCCACUAUUGCUAUGAAAAAGAAACCAUUUUCAUUCCAAUGAAGCCAUAAAGGAGUUUCUCUUCCCGUUGGAUCUGAAUAAUAAUUUCCUUUAUUCCUGUAACCUUCUUCCUGCCCAUCCUGCACUGUCUCUCAACCAAGUCUGUAAGCAGACUAAAUCUUACAGAGGAGAGUCAGCCGGUGCUUGGAAAACUUCUUAAAAGGAGGUCUCAAAGUUGGAUUGGCAUUCACCUCUAGUAGGUGAGAAAUUCCAUAUAACUUGGGGUACAUUAGAAUUUCCAAACCAAUAAGAAAUAUUCCAGGAAAGAUACAAUUGAGUUGCAAAUUACAGAUGAAUUGGGGUCUGUGGUUGGCAUGUGUGUUAAAUGCAAAUCUCCAUGUGCAGACCCUAAGAAAAGACUGGAAAACUGCAGAGGACCAAAGCUGAGGUGUGCUAAACAGCUCCUUGCCUGCGGAAGCCAGACCAGCCACCUAUACUGCUUCCUCUCUCCAUCACUCUCUAUUCCCUCUGUGUCACAUUCUUUUCCUUCAGCUUUUCAUUAACCUAACCCACUGUUACAGCUGUUUUCUUCUGCUCUCAGGGCCCUCUUCCCUCUUCUCUUUACUCCAGGCUCCUCUUUGGACCAGCCAGUCGCCCAUAUAGUCAGGUGCAGGGCCAGGAAGGCAACCCAGCUCUUUUGUCCCAGAUUGUGGACUUCCUUAGCCAUCUAACACUGCCUGCUGGGGUUGCAUUUUUAUAUUGAGAAGGCGUUAGGUGGUAUCCACGAGACUCCAUAUACAGCUCCACCAAAUACUUACAGUAAGAGAAACCACUUGAUUUUCAUUUCUCUCCCUCUUCCUACUGUCCUUUGGCAGGCAGGUAUGGACCCAGUUAAUAAGGAGUCUGAUUAAGAAUGAGAAAAUAAUGAAACCUAGACAUAAAAAUCUCCUUAAAGAUGCUGAUGGAUCUGGCCCUACCGUACUACGUGGCUGGGUGACCACUUGCUCUUCAGCUCCUCAUCUCCAAUGAGAAGUUUAUGCUCCUCAGUGAUCUCAUCUGUGGCUGCAAACCGAGGAAGAAAGGUCAAAGGAAAGGAGAGUAUGUAGGGUUGCUUUGUGACUUAGCAGGGCUGGGACUCAACAGCCAAGGACAGUCCAGGAAAGGUGACUAAGGCCAGAAAGAAGAUUAGCAUGUUAACUCGGCUAACGUCUGGAGUGGGAGGCCAUGUCCAAUGGCAGACAGAAUUUGUGUCCUACACACUGCUGGGUCUAUAAAUAUGAUAAGCAAGUGGUGACAGAAUUAUAGUGCAAGGUGAUGUAUUACAUGCAGAUCAUAAAGGAUUUGGUAUUAGGACCUAAGUAGAAAAUCCCACUCCUAGCUUAUUACCCAACAAUAUUCAGAUAAUGAGAUUUUGGAGACUAUUUUUCCCUAUCACUAGGAAGAUUUACCUGGUAACUGUCUAAAGUCUAUACAUAUCUUUCCAAAGCCUUUAAAUGCCAACUGUAGCGUGGAGAGAGAGAGGGUGGCAGGAGCCGAAAUGCCUCAAAAGCCAUUUAAGUGUUACGUUGCAGGAUUUUCAGUCCUCCUCAUUAUGUAAAAGUAGAUAAAUAUAGACAUUUUUCUCAAGACUACUCUAUCGUAUCACAAUGGUCCAAAUGCCAGAGCUUACAGAUAAUGUCAUCACAGUGCCUAGAAACUCAAACUGUAAUAUAUCGUAGCAUUUCCUUGGUGUUUCUUAAGGUUUCUUUCCACAAUACAAGGCUCCCUCUGCCUCUUGUUUCUUAGAGCAUUCACCCCACUGACAGUCUGCCUUCCCUGUGGGACUCAGUCAUUUGGGGAAGAGUCUUAGAAGCACAUAUCAACCAAGGAAGAAACUUCCUGGAUAUCUGUUGCCCACUUGCCCAGGUAUAAUAAACACUAAAGGGGGGAAAACCGACAAGAGUUGCCAACUAGUUGACCUGGAAGGGCAGUUCCACCCUAGGUUGGUGUCUUUCUUUUUCUUCCUUUUUAAAAAAAAAAUCUAUUUCUUAAAUAAUAAUAAAUGCACAUGAUGUGUUAAAUAUGUACAUAUAUAUUUCAAAAGAAAAAAAUGGGCACAAGAUUGUCUUACAAGUCGUGCUGGCUAAUUUUUAGUUUGUAUUCAUAAGUGGUUUUUAAAAGCCUUUUUUAAAGUGUAAUUUGCAUGUUCUACUUUGAUUGUAUGUAAACAUAUUUUAGAACAAAAAAUGUAUUUGUAUUUUAUUGAAUAUAGAGGCAAGAAAAAUUGUACAUUGUUUGAAAUGUUCUUUUGUAACAGUUUUUAUUCAUAAAGCAUUUUUGUACAUUUAAAAUGAACAUGGACUUGCUGUUAUUUGAGGCGUAGAUACAUCUGGCAUGCUUUACUGUCAUGCUCCUCCAUGGUCUUAGAUGUUGGGUUUUAAACAUUUUUUUCUAAAAGAAAGCUCAGUCUUUUUCGCUACCAGAUCAGGUUAGCACAGUAUAGAGCACUUAACUAUUAAAAAAAAAGUUAAUCCUAUUCAUAUGUUAUUCAUUGUGUGAAAUUAAAGACAUUCAAUUCAGCCUAA